Molecule: messenger RNA, 197 nt
Organism: Pelecanus crispus (Dalmatian pelican)
Lineage: Eukaryota; Metazoa; Chordata; Aves; Pelecaniformes; Pelecanidae
Gene: TMEM212
Product: transmembrane protein 212
Source: RefSeq, a predicted model, not a curated record
AAUUUUUGCUUUUUUCCCCUGUUUUUUCUUAUAAGCCCUGUGUCGUUGGAUGGAGUGUUUGCCUUGCCAGUCCCAUUUGGAAUGGAGCUUUGGCACCUCAAGUGCAAUUUGCUGCUGCCAUUGCAUCUCCUCUCCUUGGCCCAUACUGCUACUGCUCGCUUACUGGGAUCACUGGGACCGAUCACCUCGGUUACGCA